AUAUUGUAUCACUUAGGUAUCUUCAAGGUCGAGUCGGAGUCUUAAGCGACCCCGCAUUCAAGAAUGGGGGACAUAUUUAUUAUGGGGAAAAGACAUCCGACUUAUAACCUUGAAAACGAAUACCCAAUGAUGGACAAUCAAUUGCGCUGUUCAUGUAUGAAGGUGUUGACAAGGCCCCACCCCCGCAAUUGGAGACUUGGGGUAAGCACGGAGAUAUAAGUCAAUAAUUAGCAAAGGUUCUUGAAGACGGAUCUUGUCAUCCGUUAUAAGAUCAAGACGACUCGCUGGGGAACUAUGGAUUGAUGUUCCGCGAGCUGAGGAACAUUGCUGCUGACAAGACUGCUGUGCAACCCCACACGAGGAAGACUCGGCAGUUUAAACCACCCCACCACUUCACGACGCAGUAUUCAAACCAUAAAACAUAAUCUAUAAAAUCAACAAAUUCGGCACCAGAAGAACUCGCAGAUUUCAGUAAACGGAUAAAUCGCAACUCGCCAGAAUGAUCGCCGCAGACCCAGACAACCAACUACGCUACAAGCCCAUGAAAUACGGCGGCUCACUCGACCACCUCGAAUUCGUGGAAGUAACACCGAUCAUCGGACGCGAAUACACGCACGCAAAAAUCAAAGACAUCCUCCAUGCACCCAAUGCCGAAGAACAGAUCCGUGAUCUAGCCGUGAUCAUCAGCGAGCGCGGCGUUGUCUUUUUCAGAGAGAAUCAGCUGGAUCUAAGCGUUGAUGAGUUGAAGGAGUUUACUGAUCUCGUAGCGAAAUCGAGUGGGAGGCCGAAGGAGAAUGGGUUGCAUGUUCAUCCGCUGUAUAGAGAUCCGGGGAAUAUUCCGAUGGGGAAUGGGGAGACGGAUGAAAAUAUAUACGUGAUCAAUUCGGAAGCUGCCAAGAAACUGUAUAAAACAAUGGCGGGCAAAGAUUCAAAAGAGCCAAAGAAUCUGAGUAGAGAAUGGCAUAGUGACGCAACAUUCGAAGUUUGCCCAUCCGACUUCAGCUGCCUGAUGAUGGAAGAAACUCCCCGUCACGGAGGAGAUACGCUCUGGUGUUCCGGCUACGAAAUCUACGACCGCAUCUCGCCUCCCAUGCGCGCUUUCCUCGACACCUUGACCGCGACUUGCGCUCAGCCCGUUUUCCGAUCAGCCUGCACGGCUGGUGGCUACGAAGUGAUGUCUCCUCGCGGAUCGCCUCUGAAUGUUGGUGAUGAGUUCGCGCCUGUUCAUCCUGUGGUUCGUACGAAUCGGCAGACUGGCUGGAAAUCCAUUUUUGCGGGCGUCGGAUUGCAUGUUACUAAGAUUAACGAUGUUUAUGAGUAUGAGGAUCGGAUGAUUAGGGAGUAUAUUAUGAGGUUGAUAACGGUGAACCAUGAUUGUGUUGCUAGGAUGCAUUGGACGAAGGGGGCUGCGGCGAUUUGGAACAAUAGUUGUGUUUGGCAUGCGGCUACGCCUGAUACGCAUUUGGUGGAAGGAGCUUUACGGACUGGUAUCAGAGCAAGUUCAAUUGGAGAAAAGCCGUAUCUGGAUCCAGCUUCGACUUCGAGACGUGAGGCCUUGGGGUUGCCGAGAGCUUGAUAUUUAAGCUGCUGGAAAUAAAUCAAGGGUACUAUGUUCUAUGGCAGCGUGCAAUGGCGAAUAUUAUCUUAGAUAUUCUCGUGGCUUGUAAGGCUUUAGCAUGGACUAACAAGAAAUAUCUCCAACAUAUCAUACCUAGGUACUUAAACUUAUGCAAUGGUCAGGGA
Mollisia scopiformis is the source of this 1743-nucleotide messenger RNA. Its product is annotated as TfdA family taurine dioxygenase. Gene Ontology annotation, cellular component: cytoplasm. Bases 500 to 1576 code for a protein of 358 amino acids. The record is from RefSeq and is a predicted model, not a curated record. The transcript is spliced from 4 exons. Gene Ontology annotation, molecular function: 2-oxoglutarate-dependent dioxygenase activity. NCBI's taxonomy places the organism in Eukaryota, Fungi, Ascomycota, Leotiomycetes, Helotiales, Mollisiaceae.